AUGUUGGCUAAAUCAGCGACCAAAGAUAUUUUGUUCCGAGGCUUAUUCAAAUYGCCGGUAUCGACGUUUCAAGUUUGUCGUUACGUCUCUCUCUUGGGACAAUUAAAGCCAUCAGAUGGCUCUACCAAAUCUUUCAAAAGACUGGGUCGUGGUCCCUCUAGUGGUUUGGGUAAAACAUCAGGGCGUGGUCAAAAGGGUCAAAAGGCACGUGGUAAAGUGAAAUCGUGGUUUGAAGGUGGUCAGACUCCAAUUUAUAAACUAUUCCCUAAAGUUGGGUUUACCAAUGCGAAUGCCAAACCGUUGAAGGAACUAAACCUGGAACGUAUUCAAUGGUUUCAUGAUAAAAACAGACUGAAUUUACAACCAGGUGAGAUUUUAGAUAUAAAUAAGAUGAGGAAAAUUGGCUUGGUCACUGGGCCUAUCAAAAACGGUAUUAAAAUUCUAGCGAGUGGAAAAUUUCAUUACAGUCUACCAAUUUCUAUAGAGGCUUCGAGAGCAUCCGCAAAGGCUAUUGAGGCCAUUGAAAGAGCGGGAGGUAAAUUCACAGCACGAUACUACACACCGUUGGGUUUAAGGGCACACCUUAAUCCAGAAUGGUUUUUAAAAAAAAGAGGAAGGCUGCCUCUACAAGCAAGACCCACUAAAAGAAAAGAUAUUGAUUAUUACGGUAAAGAAGAGAAAAGAGGUUAUCUAAUAAUGGAAAAAGACAAACUUUUGAAAGAUAUCGAGAAUGCUCAAAAGAAUGGUUCAAGACAUUUCUUGAGACAGAACGUAAAAAAGAGUUCUUUAGAACUUGAACUAGAGAAAUUGUCUUCAGAUCAUGAAUCCGUGCCUGUCAUAUCUAGAUCUAAAGUCAUGAAUGUCAAAGAUCUGGAGCAGUAG
Saccharomyces eubayanus is the source of this 882-nucleotide messenger RNA. It is a transcript of the gene MRPL10, whose product is annotated as mitochondrial 54S ribosomal protein uL15m. The transcript has a single exon. Gene Ontology annotation, cellular component: mitochondrial large ribosomal subunit. The record is from RefSeq and is a predicted model, not a curated record. Bases 1 to 882 code for a protein of 293 amino acids. Gene Ontology annotation, molecular function: structural constituent of ribosome. Gene Ontology annotation, biological process: translation. Lineage: Eukaryota; Fungi; Ascomycota; Saccharomycetes; Saccharomycetales; Saccharomycetaceae.